This is a messenger RNA of Xylona heveae TC161, 2072 nucleotides long. RefSeq names its product retrograde regulation protein 2. Gene Ontology annotation, biological process: transmembrane transport. Gene Ontology annotation, cellular component: membrane. Gene Ontology annotation, molecular function: transmembrane transporter activity. The transcript has 5 exons. Bases 281 to 1822 code for a protein of 513 amino acids. The record is from RefSeq and is a predicted model, not a curated record. NCBI's taxonomy places the organism in Eukaryota, Fungi, Ascomycota, Xylonomycetes, Xylonales, Xylonaceae.
AAACAAAGUUACAGCGGGCUUGCUUGUGUCUGAAGGAAAGCAGCAACGAAGCUCGGAGACUUCACCCCGAUCCGUGGAACGUCAUUGAAGAUGUUGACUGGCCGAAUGAGCCGCCAACAGGUGAGGGAGAGGGGGUGGGAGGACUGGCGCGACCGUUCGUGACGAAUCCCCUGCCGCUGAUCCGAGGGUUGGAGUCACGGUCUUUUCUUGCAGUCGCCCUUGCGUGAUACUCUUGCAUUACAGAUUAUUUCAUUCUUUGCUCAAGGCCAAUAGUACCAUAAUGAAGCUUAAUAUACUGCAUUCUGAAGAUUUCGAGAACGGGCGGGGGUCUUCGGAGAAGGAAAAGAUUGAAGGCGCGACCCCUGGUCACAUCGCUGACCAACGCUUUGAAGAUCUCCCGCCAGAUCCAGACGCUGGACUCAGUGAGGAAGAACGAAAACGCAUUGAUCGCAAGCUGCUUUGGAAGCUUGAUAUAAGAUUGAUUCCAUGGCUUUGCCUACUUUACCUCGCUUCCUUCCUUGACCGUACAAAUAUUGGCAAUGCAAAAAUUGCUGGCUUGCCUAAGGAUCUGCACUUGACGAAUGGACAGUAUAGUGCAGCGCUUUCUGUCUUCUUCGUCUCGUACGCGCUCUUUGAGCCUCUGACCAAUGUUUUGCUGAAGCGUUUGCGACCUCGCGUCUUCCUACCCAUAAUUAUGAUUUUAUGGGGAAUCUGCAUGACCACCAUGGGCCUGACCCACAACUUUUCAGGCCUCGCUGCUGCGCGUUUCUUCCUUGGGCUUGCAGAAGCCGGCCUGUUCCCAGGAGUGAAUUACUACCUAUCGUGCUGGUAUAAGCGUUGCGAAUUCGGCAUUCGAUCUGCCAUAUUCUUCUCCGCUGCAGCCGUGGCAGGCUCCUUUGGUGGCUUGCUUGCCGCAGCCAUUAUCCAAAUGGAUGGUAUUGGUGGAAAGCCUGGUUGGGCAUGGAUCUUUAUCCUCGAAGGACUGGCAACGGUGGUUAUCGGAGUCCUUUCAUUUUGGAUGGUCCAUGAUUUUCCCGACGAGGCUCGCUUUUUGUCUGUUGAAGAUCGAGAGCGAGUCAUUCGUCGACUCAAGGAAGACAAGCAAUCCAGCGCAGAGCAUGAAGAGUUCAAGAUGAAAUACUUCUGGGCUAGUGUAAAGGACUGGAAGACGUGGAACUCUGCGAUUGUCUACAUGGGUGCCGACGGCGCCCUGUACGCCUUUUCUCUCUUUUUGCCCUCGAUCAUCGAUGAGCUCGGCUAUACAUCUAUCAAGGCUCAAUUACUUUCCGUCCCUCCCUACGCUGCGGCGUGCAUUCUAACAAUUCUUGUUGGAUACAUUGCUGAUCGUACUCGUCAACGUGGAUAUUGCAACAUGGCAACGUCUUUACUCGGCAUUACCGGAUUUUGUAUGCUCUUAGGCGGCAAAUCCGCUGGCGUCAAAUAUGCCGGCACAUUUCUAGGCGCCUUGGGAAUCUAUCCGUGUAUUCCCAACACCAUUUCCUGGUCCAGUAACAAUACUGAAGGAGUUUACAAGAGAGGAGUCACCUUGGGAUUCGUCAUAGGCUGGGGCAACCUCAACGGUGUGGUCAGUAGCAAUAUAUACCGGCAGUCAGAUGCACCGAGGUACAUUCCUGGACAUGCCGUUGUACUGGCAUAUUUGGUGCUCUUCUUGCUUUGCGGCUCAAUCGUGCAGCAUUUUCUUCUUGCUCGAGAGAAUGCAAAGAGGCGUGCCGGUGAAAGAGACGGUUGGGUAGCUGGCAAGAGCCAGGAGGAGAUUGAAAUGCUUGGUGAUAAGAGGCCAGAUUUCCUAUAUACGCUCUAGUGUCCCAGAGAUACCAAGGUGAGAUGGAAAAGUCAGGGUCUUGGCGUUGCACAUGGUGUCCAGUGCACGUGUGUGUCUAUCUGGAACGCUGCCGUCUUCAUAUCUAAUAUGGGUCUUGCGCACCAUGAAUCGGUGAUAUUCAGUAAUAAUUUGCAGCUAUAUAGCUUUUGCCUCUUCAAGUGCCCAAUUCAGGAUCAAUUUCGUUUAUAUUUUGCGCCCACAUUAGUAAUCCUCCGAAGCUGUAUCUAUU